Molecule: messenger RNA, 1023 nt
Organism: Anneissia japonica
Lineage: Eukaryota; Metazoa; Echinodermata; Crinoidea; Comatulida; Comatulidae
Product: tyrosine-protein kinase receptor Tie-1-like
Exons: 7
Coding region: 1-1023 (340 amino acids)
Source: RefSeq, a predicted model, not a curated record
AUGGGUGAUGAGAUUCCAGAUCACACAUGUUUCACUCCAAAUCCUCUUCGUUCCCUGACUGAAACCGAAAAACAAGCUUGGAUUGGUAGCUAUAGAGGAUAUGUAAACACUUCUUCAGACCUCGACACAACAUUUGGUAGAGUAGUUGAUACUGGUAGUGGUGGUGGUUUGAUCGCUGGAGUUAAAGGCGUAGUUCCUGAACACUAUGCAAAUAAGGUUUCUGCUGAGCGUCAGCAUUUGUCACUUGAUCCUGGAAAUCAUAAAGUUGGUGCAUUCUUUUGCAAUUCAACACAUUUGGAUAAUCCAUCAUCGUAUAUUCCUUCAAUUAUACUGGCAAAAGGAGCAUAUAUAAAACCUGAAAAACAAACUCAAACAGUAAGCUUUGGAGAAACAGUAACAAUAAACAUGAAUUUGAUCAAUGGUACUGUGAUGGAUUUACGAUGGAGGCUGAAUGGAAUGAUAAUGGAGAGUUGGUCGGGAAAGGUUAACGUUACAAUAGAGGAUGUUACAAAGGCUGAUGCUGGAAUCUAUGAAUGUUAUUUAAAUGACAGAAGAAAUGAAGUAAAACAUGCUAUAAUGAGGCUCAUUGUACGAGAUUGCUCAGCUGCUCGUUGGGGACCAAACUGUCAGAACUUGUGUCCUACGUGCUACAAUGGGGGAGUGUGUGAUGAUGUCACCGGAUUAUGUAUUUGUCCUCCAGGAUUCAAUACAACUGACUGUAGUUUUGGAUGUGGAAACAACAACUGGGGAAGAAAGUGCUUAAUUGUUUGUAGCACUAACAAUCCUGGUUGUCGUGGUAAUUUGGCAUGUGUUCCAGAUCCGUUAGGAUGUUCUUGUAUGGCUGGCUAUGGUAGUCUUAACUGCAAACAAACAUGUGAUGGAAUGGGGAAAUAUGGGUCAACAUGCAGCGAGGAAUGCCAUUGUGCAAAUGGUGUGACAUGCGAUGCAAGUAUUGGAUGUCCAGAUGGACCAUGUGCAGAUGGAUAUUCCGGGAAAAACUGUCAAGCUUUCAACUGUUUAUAA